Cornus florida is the source of this 600-nucleotide messenger RNA. RefSeq lists its product as uncharacterized. The record is from RefSeq and is a predicted model, not a curated record. The transcript is spliced from 2 exons. The coding region runs from base 1 to 600 and encodes 199 amino acids. Lineage: Eukaryota; Viridiplantae; Streptophyta; Magnoliopsida; Cornales; Cornaceae.
AUGGAGCAAAACCAACCAGCUGAACAGGUAAAAAGAAAUCAGAAGUCGAGCCACCAUAACGCCCAACCCGUUCGGAUUAUAAAUGUAAUUCACGGCCGACCUGAACGAUUCGAAGAGUCAGAAGAUUUACUUCGAACGCGUCUUCGUCAAGCCCAGAUAAAGAGAAGAAUAGGUAGUGUAAACACCCUGCACCAACAGAGUGCCUCAAUACAUAUAAAGUUUGACAGAACAGACUUAUUGCGAGUUCAGAUCCCUCACGAAGAUCCUUUGGUCAUUAGUUUGACAGUGGUAGAUUGCCUAGUGCGGAGGGUGCUGAUUAACCCAGGAAGCAGUUCGAACGUCAUGCCCCGAGUCACAUUCGACAGGCUCAAGAUCAAGCCUGUGGAACUUAAACCUACUAGAAAUCCGUUGUUAGGAUUCGAUGGAAAAGUCCAGGGGGUCCCAUUGACCUUGUACCAGGUAAUGAGGUGUUUGAGCCCGGAUGGGAAUAAGGUGAUUGAUAUCCAUGGGGACCAGGUUGCAGCCAAAGAGUAUUACUCGGUAACCCUGAAAGCCGCUAGGAAGGAAAAAGCUUCCGUUCGCAUUGCUAGCCCGAGAUAG